Molecule: messenger RNA, 1805 nt
Organism: Gigantopelta aegis
Lineage: Eukaryota; Metazoa; Mollusca; Gastropoda; Neomphalida; Peltospiridae
Product: meiosis-specific protein MEI4-like
Exons: 4
Coding region: 97-1146 (349 amino acids)
Biological process (GO): spermatogenesis; oogenesis; meiotic DNA double-strand break formation
Cellular component (GO): lateral element
Source: RefSeq, a predicted model, not a curated record
CACUAUGAGAGUUGUCUCCCUUGUAGGCCAUAGAAGAAAAGUUGGCGCUUAACAUGAAUGUUUAUAGUCGUUUAUUGGUGAAAAAUUACAUUUCUAAUGGAAAGCAAUGAACGAACAUCAACCAAAAUGCAAGAAAGUUUCACUGCCUGGAUGAAAGUGGCAGUUGCAGUAGCUGUAAUCCGAAGUGCGCCCACCCACAUGAAGGGGAGAGAAUAUGCAGAAAAACUGGCACAGAUGUACCAGCACUUACAGUACCAGUGGAAAACCAAGUAUCAAAAGGCAGAAGGCGAACUUCUUCAUUUGAAACAGCAGAUGAUUUUUAAAAAUCCUCAACAAUCAACUAGUGUCCAAUUAAAUUCUGAUAUGGCUGAAAGUCAACCACUGUUUCCCACCCCACCAAGUUCAAGUCACACAGUCGAGUCUUCAUCCACACUGCCGUUACCAUACGAUGAACUGAAUAAAAACACACAAUUUCUGCAAAGUGUCAUAAACAUACAGCGAACGGCCAACAAAAAUCCACAAGGUCAAAUGCUGGACAGCGUUACAUCGAAGACAGUGCACCAAUGUGUCAGAGUGGUUCGAGAGAUGCUCUUAGCGGAUCGACCACUGGUCUCCAUCACAAACAUGAAAUGGUCACUCCAGUGCAUCAUCACUCUUGUGGACAGUGGCAAGUUCAAUCAAGACACCGAGCUGAAUAAUCAGAUUAAUGGGAUUAUCGAAGAUCUUGUACAGAAGAUGAUGUCUACAAAUGGGAUAGACAAGGAAUCAUUAACUACCAAGAAAAACUUAGAAAUACUGCUGACCUGUUUAUCCGAGACCCAAUCAUUCAGUCUCUUUGAGACUGUUCUUGACCACCUAAUGAAAGCGAUUGAAGAAUUCUGCAACACCUUGAGGCAAUGUUGCAGUGGGGAGGAAUCCAUAAACGUAGAGCAGUACGAAAACGUGCAUCACAUCAUAGCUGUGCUGGAGGUGUGCCUUCACAGUGGUAAAGUACUGCUGACAACUCCUAGAGGAAACUAUCUGUCGGAGAACAUCCAGCAGAGACUAGACAGCACACUUCUUCACAUAACAGAAAAAUACCCACUGGUGGCACAUUCGGUGUGGAGAAUUGGAGCGGUGUUGCAAAUGGUCAUCAGGCCCACAUAAUUAAAUGUUUUUUCCAGGUAUCGUUGCUGUACAACCCAGGACUUUUCAGUUAGCAAGGGAUCGUUAUAUAUCCCCAACCUCCGUUUUAACAAGACAUAUCAAAGAACACGUUUUUCUUUUCCCAGUGUCAAACAAUUAUGAGAGUAAAGCAUCAAUCUCGCAGGUUCAAGGCCAUAAAUCUGUCAAUAGGCAGAACGUAGUCCAGUGGUAGUGGUUUGAUUUGUAAUCAGUUUGGGAUCACUCGUUGGGCGAUUUCUCAUUCCAGCCAGUGCAACACGACUGGUAUAUCAAGUCUUGGUAUGUUAUGUGCUAUUCUGUCCAUGUAAUAGUGUAUAUAAAAGAUCCCUUGCUACUAAUGCAAAAUGUUUCCUCUCUAAGACUGUCAAAAUUACGAAAUGUUUGACGUCCAACUGCUAAUAAAUCAAUGUGCAACAAUUGUUUGUUUAGAAAGAAUGGCUAUGUAUUUACAAGCAUUUUCUAGAAGAAAAUUGUAAUGUGAAUUCUUGCUUUGUGUAUAUGUAAAUAAAAUAAUAUUACUAGUGUCAUAUUUUAAAAACUGUUACAGACUGUGAUAAUGAAAUGGAUCAUUUAUUGUUUUUACAAUGUUACUUAUUUUGUCCAUGGUUGAGGACCAUCCAUAUAAAUAAAACUAGUUCCAA